AACUAUCAUACAGUACAGUUAUGGUGUCUGUGCAGUUUUUCGCGUUUCUUCUGUGUGCCUUCUAUCUGACAAACCACACAAUGGCUUCGGAGAGACGGUUGGAACAGCUAGCACUCGCACUCUUCAAAAUGCAAGAGAAUCAAAGAGUCUUGGAGACUACGAUUAGCGACCAGGAUAAACGUAUUAAGAACCUGGAAGACAGUGUGGAAAAAUGUAUGAAUGGAAGAAGCCAUACUCCGGAGGAAGAUAGAGACGCUUCCUCUAAUUCAGACUUCGAUCCGCCAAGAUAUAAACCAAACAACAGCGUCUUGUAUGAAGAGAUAGUGGAUCAAGCUAAGCAACAGGUUUCAAAAUCUGCAGAUGCUGGACUUCAGAGACGUCUUUCUGGGACGAAUGGAUAUGUUGCGUUUUUCGCGCGUAUGACCCACCAUGAGUACAAACCUGGCAGUCUCCACAUCUAUGUGUUUGAUUCAGCAACAACAAAUAUUGGCGGCCAUUACAACGUCUUCUAGGGCAUGUUCACGGCUCCCCAUCGUGGCACAUACGUCUUUACCUGGACGAUGUACUGUUCAACAAAUGCUCAUAUUAUGACACAGCUUAUAGUUAACGGUAAUCUUGUCGACGCCACUAUGUGUGAUACCAAUGGAGCGGGAUAUUUCCGAUCAGCAACCGGUCUGAGUGUUGUGGAAGCUAGUCAAGGCGAUGUCAUCUUCGUCCGUAAUCACCCAACGACGACGCACGCUGGCGACAUUAUCAGUAACGAGAAUCACAUGUCAACAUUCAGUGGCUGGUCUCUGUAAAAAAAAAAUAAUUAUAUUUUGUUCAUUAGAUUAAACAUGCUAUGCAUACA
This is a messenger RNA of Saccostrea cuccullata (small rock oyster), 850 nucleotides long. RefSeq lists its product as uncharacterized. Bases 21 to 512 code for a protein of 163 amino acids. The record is from RefSeq and is a predicted model, not a curated record. NCBI's taxonomy places the organism in Eukaryota, Metazoa, Mollusca, Bivalvia, Ostreida, Ostreidae. The transcript is spliced from 2 exons.